Chara braunii is the source of this 2248-nucleotide messenger RNA. The record is from the annotation of a GenBank genome assembly. NCBI's taxonomy places the organism in Eukaryota, Viridiplantae, Streptophyta, Charophyceae, Charales, Characeae.
CGGAAAUCUGUGGAAAAGUUUGUGUGGCCUGGAAUGAAAGGAAUGGCGCAAAGGUUUGUGGCUGAGUGUGAAGUUUGUCAACGCAUCAAACCGUCUCGACAGAAGCCAUAUGGGCUGCUGCACCCUCUUCCUAUCCCUGAUGGCCCGGGUGAGUCUGUUUCCAUUGACUUCACAGACAUGGGGAAGAAGAGCAGAAACGGUUAUUCACAAGUGAUGGUGAUCGUUGAUCGGUUUUCGAAGUUUCUUAAUUCGAUUCUCUUGCCACCUCACGCCCCAACUGACCUUGUGAUCGAUGAGUUCAACAAAAGGUACAUUCUGCACUAUGCCCCCCCGAAAACUCUUGUGAGUGAUCGGGACACCAGGUUCAUAAGCGCAGACUGGAAAGAUUUCACCUCCCAGACCUACGACAUGAAACUCAAGAUGACGUCUGGGCGACAUCCUGAAGCCAAUGGACAGGCUGAGGAAAUCAACCAGACCGUGAUCCAACUUCUCAGGGCUCUARUUGUACCUGACCAAAACUCUUGGGAUGAGGAGUUGCCGAUUGUGCAGGGGUUGUACAACAACCCCAUCCACUCCUCCACCGGGAUGACGCCUAAACGGCUGCAUCUUGGAUGGAAAAUCCGCAAUCCUCUAUCUUAUAUGCUUCCUAAUCAGCCACCUGGCCUAACACCUGGCCAGCCAGGCUACACCGCUAAGUUUGAUCGCCUGCUCAAAGUUGCUGUUGCAGCUAUGGAGAGGCGACGCAGUGCCAUGAUUAAACAUGCUAACAAAAAGCGCCAGCCUGCACCAUUGACAGUGGGAAGUUAUGUCUGGGUCAAAAUGUCUGAGUUUUCUGAAGAGGAAGAUUGGAAGCUGCAAAUGGACGCUGCCCCUGAGGCAAAGAAAGCGCAGUACCGGUUCUUCUACGAGAAAGCAUUGAAGAAGGAGGAGGAAGAGCAAGAGAAGGAGAGGGAGGAGAAGGUAAAGGCUCAUGAAGCCAUCUUUUGUACCUUGCCUGCCCUGACCGAUGAGGAGGUGGAAGAGAAAACCGUUCCACUCCUCCGAGCUUUGGUGGAUGUCCGGACCGUUGAGGACCACACUAGCCAACUCGCCAAAGUGUUCGACGAGCUUAAGAAGUUGCGCGAGGACAUGGCCUUGAUGGCGCAGCAGCACCGUCCACACCCCGCUGCUGCUGCUGCUGCAGCAGCAGCAAGUUGUGGUGCACGAAAUUCUGGAACUGUUGCAACCCGGGGCCCGGACCCACCAACGGCUGGGCUAGGCGGCUGCUUUGCUUACAUCGACAGGAAGGCGCCGCCGAUUCCGUCCAAGUAUGACGGAAAGGACGACACUGAGUCUUGGAUCAGCUCCAUGCGAUCCUACUUUGAUGUGUUGGGGACACCCUCGUCUACCCAGUCGUCUAUCAUGGGGACUAAUGUUGAGCCCGUCGUGAGAGGUUUCCUAGAAACCCAAGCUGUCCAAUCAGGCUUUAAAAGAAUAAACAUGAACAAAUGGUUGAAGGUCACGCCUACCACCACACUCGAGGACCUCUUGAUUAAACAGUAUGCUGAUCCACAUGCUGCAGCUAAAGCAAUACUCAAGCUUGACAAACUCAAGCACAGCAUGUGGAUUGGCACCAUGCACAACCUGCAACAGUAUGUUAGUAAACUCUUUGCUACUCCGGAUUUGAAGAUGACUGCGCAGUCCUGUCUGGAUGUGAUAAAAGGUGAACAGUCUUCUACCUCCACUACCCCUCCUCCACCUCUGACUGCUACUCAGAGGCUGAAGAAGGAGGCAGAACAACAGCUCAAGCUGCAACAGGCUAGAGUAGCGGAAUUGGAACGGCAGGAGGCUGCUGAGCUAGAGGCUGCAACAGAUCACUCCAGAAGGGAGUAUCUGUUGCAGCAACUAGAGAGGUCGCUCACCGAUGAUCGUUGUGCCCAGAUCACGAAGCAUAUGGCUGAGAUGAUCUUGCUGGAGCACAAGAUCACCAGCUCCCAGUUCACAAACUGGGAUGACCGUUUUGUGCGGCUGGAGCGUCGGGUUGACGAGUUGUCAGCUCAGUAGACCAAGAUCCUGAAGUCUAUUCAGGGCUUGACUGUUCAGCUUGCAGCCGCCAAGCUGACUACUCCUCAGCUCCCUCUUCUGCAGCCCAAAUCUUCUCCUCAUUCUUCACCCCCUUCCUCUCAAGGCCCAUCUCAUGCUGGGUCUGCACACUCUUCCCGGUCAUCUACCCCUUCCCAAAAGGCCUCAGUAAAGGCCACCUAUGCUG